AGGCGAGGACGGUUGGAAAGCAAGAAAUCGACCAGGUAGCACGCUGCUGGUUCCUCGGAUAACUCAUAAAUAAACGAGCAUACCUGGUAUAAGCAGAAACGUUUAUGGCACCAGCAUACACGGCGUAUAGACCCUUUAUGUAGACCCAGCCUAGACACAAACUACUUUAAAGUUGCACAAGUCGAGAUCUAGGAGCGCGCAACGCCUCUACCACUUUUUGCCUCUUCACCCUUUAUCCCUCCGUCGGGUUUUACUUCUUUAUUUCAUGGCAAGGUUGCUUGCCUGCCACGUGCGCCGUCUUCCUAGUAACAAUGAAAAAAAGCAAAAUACAUAGAGACCGAGAAAAAGAGAGAACAAGUUUGGUCGAAUUAAAAGUCAGGAAGGAAUGGGAAGAUGUUCGUAAACUUAAUAUCACGAGGAAACAAAAUUUUCAUUACUUUCCUAAGUACGUACUUUCUCUUUUUCCUCUUUCUCUUGUGUUUCCCAGAGGAAAGAUAAUACCCGAGAAAAUAGAAAUAUUUUAACAAGCAGAGACUUUCUUUUCAGCAAUUAUUGGUUGCACGCACAAUGAAAAUAAAAGAGAAAGAGAAAGAGAAAGAGAAGGAGCUUUUGAUUAUGAUUGAACGAUUUAACGAGAUAGAGCUUAUAAACAUAUGCUGGUUAGCGAGGAUUUUGGAAUAACGAGCAGUGUUGCUUCUUCAUUCGCAAAUAAAAAGCUUAUUCGGCGGGCGCAUUAUUCAUGAACGAAGCGCAUGCCGCUUCUUUUCUUAUGCAUACAUAACUGCUUUACAAGAGUAAGAAAGAGUCUCGUUUUGCUUAUCAUACGUACAAGCUACACGAACAAGUCGUACAAGUCUCCUCCACGAAGAAAACUUUCUUACUCCGUUAUUACAUAGAUACAACGGUCGUCGAUGAAAAUAAAAAAAAGGAUUUAUCAACAGUUCCCUCGCGUGAUAUCUCGCAUAGUUAAGUACAAACGACCGAAUCUUCGAUAAACGUAAAUCCUUUUUUAUGCCUCGAAGAUUCGCGUUACACGGAAAUGCUUAGAGCAGGCGGAUAAUUAAACGCUUUUUAGCUUUCUUCAAAGAGCCCUUUUAUCGUCCUACUCGUUGAGAAAAGUCAAGUCUAGAAGAACGAACGGUUGGAUUAAAUAUUAAGAUCGUCGUCCUUUGCACGCUACUUUCAUGGAAUUAUUUUCUAGCGAAAAUACUUUACCGACUUUAUUUUUAUUACUUUUCCUUUUUAAUAUGUACUUUUGCGCGAUAUAAGCGCGUAAACGUAGCUCUACGCCCGAACUACUGCUAUGGAAAAACAUCAUCUUUCUGUCAAACAAAAACAAAAACAAAAACAAAAAGAAAGAGAACAAGAAAAUCUUCCUAAAUAUCUAUUUGAACAACUUAACUAAAUAUCUAUUAUAUCUUUUGUCAACUUGGUUAGAAUCGUGUUGGUUUUUGUACGUUAAUUAGACAUACGAUUAUAAUAUUUUCAUGAAAAUGAUGAAAGAUAGAAAUAUGAAAUGCUCUCUUUACUGUGCUAAUAUAAGCUUAGGUAUACAUCGUAUGCGUAGGUAAUAAUAUAUGACUGUUCGUCGUUGCAAGUUACGUAAACAGUUAUAACAUUUUCUAGACGAAACAAACGAGGGAGCAAAUAAAGCAAUGUAGCUUUUACGAAUCGCACCCAUAUCUCGUCGCUCGAGAAUAUUUACGGCAUACAUACGUAUCUUCAUAGAUAUACUCCAGUUGUUAAAUUGGCAUUUUGCAAAUAACGCAUUGGUUUGAUACGUUGUCCUUUCUUUUUACGCUGCCGUAAAAAGUUUUUAGAAAAGCGAUCUAUAUCGGAUCUUGCGGUAACACGCACAACGUAAGUAUAAUUCUUUCGUUUGACCAAAUCUACGAUCUUACCUAUGGUCGAGGGAGGUCAGGUAGUGGAGGCUAAGCAGGAGACUGGCCGAGUCGAAGAGAAGAAACGCGAAAGUAAUCGUUUCCCUUGCUCUCGCGAGUCUUGCAGUCGCGAAACCGGACUGACUCGAAAAUGAAGGAAACUCACGCGACUUGUUCGCGACCAAGCACGAUAUUGCACGCUUCCAGGACCGCCGGUAUUAUCGAAUUAAAGGCAAGCCCUUUGGGAAAGCGACUUGACGGGAACGUAAAAGGUAGACUCGUAAAUCGCGCGUGCACUUUGUACUUUAGUUAAUUGUAAUCCGAAGCCAAGUCGGAGGGUUUGUACAAUAUUUCUUAGUCUCUUCCUCGUUAAAAUCUCGCUAAAAUCUCGCUAAAAUCUCGCCAAAAUCUCGCGGCAAGAAAUGAACGUGUACGCGCGUAUGUAUAAUACAAACAGACGUGCUUUAUAUGCAACACGAACGACCGUUUUAUAAUCGAUCCACCAGCUCGCAAUAAAUUAUUCUCUUCAAUUGUACAUUCGUUCAAUUACGUAUAUAAAUCUAUCUAAUCUUUCUAUGCGUCGUCGGAGAAUCGUUUAAAAAAUGUUUCGUCUCUUGAACAAACUAUUUUGAAAGAAAAACUAAUUUGCCAAUGUAACUGUUUCUAAUUUCGUUAGACCGGCAUCAAAUGGAAUUAUCGAUAAAACGUUCAUUGCGAGCAUAUUGAAUAACCUACCAACGUAUUUGAAUACGUAUACGUGUAUACGUAGGGACAAUCUUUUUUCACGUUACAACUGGACAUAAAAAAAAAGUUAAUUGGGUUAGAACGAUGCCGCAUGGAUCCAUGGUGGAUCUGUGUAACGUAGGGAGGAAAUAAUUCUCAACAGUGUGUCGGAGCGUGGUUAUCCCGAUCGAGGGAAAACAGGGCGACAUCGAGGUCGUAAAUAAGAGGAAACGCUGGGAAAGCAGUCGUCUGUGGGAGAGUUGUUUUCCCAACAUCGACUGUCACCGCCAUCCGCAUGCCAUUCGCGUGUCAAUUUUUAUUUCUAAUCACACUUUUUUCAUUUUCUAAAGUUUCUAUUCUACUGCAACAUGAAGAAACGAUUCACCAAUCACAAUGACAUUUAUUUCCGUGCUUUGAAAAUGUAGCGCGGAAUAAGUGUAGUGCUAUUUAAAACUGCAAACCAAUAAUUACAACAUUACGCAUGAUAUAUUACAUGCAAAAGUGAGUGUUAUUAAUCACGUUGCCGCGAAAUAAAUUUUGAUAAGAUCAGCGCUCGUAAGCUCUCUACGUGCUUCCUAACGAAAAUAGCUUAGCUCUCUCUCUCUCACUCUCCCAAGAUCAAUGAACGCAGCCCAGUGAAAAGAUCGAAAAGAGAAAAGUGCCAAGCUCGCUUUCCAAUGAUGAACAAGAAGGGUUCAUUAUAGUUAAUAUUCUUAAAAAGCUCCUUAUUUUAUUUAUUGUCUUAUCUAUUUAUUGUCUCGUUGCUGCAUCGUGUUUUGUAAAAGUCGCCAUAGUUUGUGAAAUAAGUAGGAAUAUACGCAAGUAUACGGUCUUUCUUGUUCGGUGGUUUUUCGUUUUUCUCUUUGACUACUUAAAUUUUAAUCUGCUCUACGGGUCGCAUUCUAAUAAUACGUUUUGGCCUUGUUACAACGCUCUGUCGUAAAGAGAAACUAAUACAAUGGAGCUUUUAAAUGGAAAUCCCUUUUGACUUUGGUCUAGUCAUUUCUUUCGGCCUUUAUCGCUCGAAAAUUCUUCCUUCCGCCACAAUGGGGAACAUAGUUUUGAAAAACUUGACGAAAGGGGAAAUAAAUGAUCCUUCUUCUCUUUUCACCUUCUAAAAGAUCUUACAGAGAAGUAAAUAAAGUAAAUAAAGGCGUCCAGAGAGAUGGCAGGGUGAAAAUUCAAAGCCCUCGAUGUGAAGAAGAUAAUCAAAUGUUCGUUCGAUCCUAGGCAUGUACUGGUUGUAAGGUACUUUGAACCAUUUGGUAGAAAUAAAUUUCAUUGAAAAUAUAAAAGUAAAUUCCCCCAAGUAUAAUGAGAACAAGAUGAUAUAGAUAGUCGUUGUUGAAAUCAUAAGAGGUAGUAGAUAGUAAUAAGAAGGAGGUGAUACCGAUAAAAAUCUAAACGAGGGUUAAUGGCGUAUAACGCGCUAACGGCACGUCCGAAUCAGAUAUAAGACUAAUCGACUCUUAUCCGGCAUUGGACGUGUGUCAAGGAGUCAUUGUUCGGCUGUGGUUUCGCUCAAAGUUUACCGUUUAACUCCCUUACGCUUCGUGAUUCCGCAUUCCCGCUAUGAUGGCCGACAUUUCCUUAAUUAGCAUAGAUAAUGGAGCCGUAUGCUAGUCCUUAUAUAGGACCGCCGCCGCCGCCGCCACCGCCACGUGCUCGAGCGACAAAGAGCCCGCUUUGAAUCCUUUGCUAGCGAAUAAAGGUACUCACUACAGUCGUCUCGCCUUCGAUUAGCCAACCGACUAAGUAGUUUAGGAUACUAGUUUAGGAUCGUGUCAGAAGUGUGUGUGGAUCUAAUAAUCCAUUCACGCAUUCAUUCUAAUUCCAAAGAUAGCAAAAACAAAUAGAUCCUAUAUAAUAUGGGAAAAUUGAACGCAUAAUUGAUCGUAUUAAAUUUUCACACGAAUUAAUACGAUUUAUCGUUGCUCGAUCAUUUUAUUUAACAUUUCACAAAGGUUGUUUGUACUCAUCAAGGGGAUAAAUAAACACAGAUGGAUAAAUUCGUAUUCCCCAUCGCUGUAUGAACGAUGCGUGCGUGCUUUAAACGAUAACGGAUGAUAAAUUCGAGAUAUUUCAAAUAGCUAUGAUAUAUUGUAGAGUACAAUGCGACGAACGUAAGUACCAUUAGGUCUCGCUCCUGCUGGAAUCUAACAAUAAGUAGAGAACAUAUCCGAGUGUGGUCAGGCAAGUAGAUAAGCGCUGCAGGACGCUUUCAAAUUCGCCGCAUAUGCGAAUUUAACAAGCAACGAACUUUUCAACUCGGAAAAAGCGAUUACGUAUUUACACGCUCUUGUAGAAAUAGUAGGGCUCUAAUCUCGGUUAGCGUGUUUCGCAUCAAAGCUACUCGCAAAAAUAAUGCCAAACUAGUUAUAGCUAGUUGUUGCUUUUCUAGUCUAGCUUUUUUUUUUUUUCUUUCCCAACGCGCCCCGUGGGCCUCAAUAUAGGAUAAUAUAGGAAAGUGUAUUACCUAUAUUACGAAAAAGCAAGCAUCUGUAAAAUAGGAAGAGAAUCUUCUGGCGGGGGUCGAGUAAUAGGAUGCAGUUGGUCGCGGAGGUAAUAAAUUAUCCCGCAAGCGUUAACGACGAGCUGCGACGGUCAGACGUACUGGCAAAAAGCACCAAAAUGGAUUAUUAAUUACGAUAUCGCUGCACGUUGUGAGAGAAAUUCAUUGUACCAAACCAUUGUUCUCAUUUAUUUUUACGAAUACACAGUUAUGCGGUUUCAAAUAAAUUCUUUGCAAAUCGAGUCUAACAUUCGAUUAUAUGCAGCAACCCUGACACAACGACUCGGGCGAGGCUGCAUCCAAUUACGAAGGAUUUCGAUUAAUUCUGAUUUUUUAUCAAUUCGUUGAUUCGAUUAUGCACCAGGAAAGUGACCUUCCCUCCCAUUGAGAUUUAGUCUAGUCGCGCGUAUAUACGUUACAUAUAAUAUUAUAGAUAUCGCUUCACACACACACACACACACAUUUUCUACCCUAUCUCUUUCCUAUGAUCCUUUGUCGCGAGGGAUGAGUGAAUAAUUCGAUGGAAUCGGUAAAUUAGAAAGACAAGGGUGGAAAGAGGUUCAUAUUGACCUAUCGGUUCGUAAAUGGAAGCCGACUAGGCGGAGACGAGCGCUAAUUGCGUUUGUCAUGCCGAUAAUUAAUAAUGCAUCGAUUGGCAUUGCGACGACGGGACGACGGGACGACGGGACGACGGGACGACGGGAGGGUGGCGAAUUAAAUGCAUUAACGACGAUAAUCGGGUUGCGGUGAAUGCGAAAUCGAAAAUACACCGGGUGCCAAGUUAUUGAAUGCAAACGAUCAAUCAUUCGGACAAAGUCCUAUCUUUCCUUCCGGGCUUCCUUCGACGAAGGAGGAAGAGAAGAGCGAAUCGACUCGUGCAUACAUAUGUGUUAGCUGCUACGAGUAAUCGUACGGAUGUGCCCGAUGACGAGCCAGAUAUGUCGAUUUGCUUUCCAGAAUGGGACUCCGGAGGCAGGCGCGAACAAUGAUAACGUACGCCCUUCUGAUACUCUACGCCGCCUUAACUAUAUCCCAUUGCUGCUACGUCUUUCCAAAAGAGAUCAAAGAUCCAUGCGUCAAAUUGAACUGCUCUCAAGGUGCCCAAUGCGUAAGAAGUCGCGAUGGUACAGAAGCCUCGUGCGAGUGUCUACAAAUCUGUCCGAAUUUGGGAGAUCACGAAGGUUCUGGACCCGUUUGCGGAACUGACGGCAUCGAUUAUCCGACCUUGUGCGACUUGAACAAAAGCGCUUGUACGAAAGGCGCAAAUAUCAGCGUGGCUUUUCAGGGUAGAUGCGAUCCCUGUGGUAACGUCGAGUGCAUGGAACCAGAAAUCUGUCAGUUGGAUGGCUCUAGGCAACCCGCUUGCCGUUGUGGUGAACAAUGCGGACUCGAAUUUUCACCUGUAUGCGGAAGCGACGGUAAGACUUACUCGAACGAGUGUAGCCUCCGACAAGAAGCUUGCAGAUCGAGGCUUCCACUUCGGAAGAUCUAUAAUGGUGCCUGCAGCUCAGGUAUCAAUCCCUGCGACGAGGCGAAAUGCGGCUCGUACGAACAAUGUGCCAUCAACCGAUAUGGUAUUGCGAGCUGCGAAUGCGGUCCGGAAUGCGAGCCAGUUAUGAGACCAGUUUGUGCGCGCGGUGGCACUACCUACACAUCCCUUUGCGAGCUCAAGAGAAGGGCUUGUCUAACGAAGAGCAAUAUCGAGGUCGCUUACACGGGUACCUGCGGCUCUAGAGGACCCUGCUCCGAAAAGGUCUGCCAAUGGGGUGCAAUUUGUGCGGAAAAUGGUGGAACCGCCGUUUGCGAGUGUCCUACCUGUCCUGCCGAAUUUCAACCGGUUUGCGGAGACGACGGCAUCAGUUACGGAAACGAGUGCAAAUUGAGAUUAGAGGCUUGCCAACAUCGACGAGAGAUUCGAGUUCUUUAUCAAGGCCUUUGCAAUGGUUGCGAGAAUAAGAAAUGCGAACAUUACGCAGAAUGCGAGAGCGACAGCGCUGGGGAGGCAAAAUGCGUUUGCCCGACUAAAUGCGAACAUACGGAGAAAGAGUCAACGGGGCAAAAAGUUUGCGGAACCGACGGUGUAAGCUACGAGAACGAGUGCGCCCUGAAGAAAGCUUCCUGUGACUCACAGACCGAAAUCGCCAUUCAUUAUAUGGGCGACUGCGAACUUUGCGCGAGGGUGGAAUGCGAAAACGGAGGUCGGUGUAUGGCAGGAGUUUGCGUAUGUCCGGAGAUCUGUCCGGAAAGUAAAGGAGAGCCUGUAUGCGGUAGCGACACGAAGACUUACCAAUCCGAGUGUGAAUUACAAAAGGUAGCUUGUGGGAGGGAUCCAAAAUUGCCGGCCUUGCACGUGAUUUUCUACGGCGACUGCGGUGAAAGACUCGCUGUGGCAGCGCUGACGACGAUGUCAACACCGGCUCUGACGCGCGUAGCCACUACGGUAGCUGACGUUACCAGCACUCAAGAACGAGAGGCUUGCAAGGACAUUCAUUGCGAUUUCGAGGCCACGUGCGAGCUCGGACCAGAUAAAUUUCCAAGAUGUAGCUGCCGAUUUGAUUGUGCCUCGAUAUCGCCGGAAAAUAUGCGUCCGGUCUGCGGCAGCGAUCUCAGAACAUACUCGUCUCUCUGCGCUAUGAAGAUGGAGGCCUGUCAGCGACAACAAGAGUUACGGCUGAGGCCCCUUGAUCUGUGUCAAGGCAUGGAGGUAAAACCAUGCAACGGAGAUCCGCCAUUGAUCGAUGCCGAUGGCAAGGAAUACGAUUGUGGAAGCGGACCCGAUCGCCGAGAUUGUCCGAGCAACAGUUAUUGCCAUCAAACGCCACGAUUUGCUCGAUGUUGCAAGAAAGUCCAAGGAAUUCAAGUGGUCAAGUGCUCGGAUUCCUGGCACGGGUGCUGUCCCGACGGUAAAACCACAGCUCUCGGACCGGAUGGAGCUGGUUGUCCCAGUUCAUGCAAUUGUAACAGACUUGGUAGUGUAUCCGACACCUGCAAUCCGGAAACUGGACAGUGCGAAUGUCGACCAGGAGUGGGUGGUCUAAAAUGCGACAGAUGUAUGCCAGGUUAUUGGGGAUUACCAAAGAUCAGCGAAGGACAUCAAGGAUGUAUACCUUGCGGUUGUUCUCUCUUUGGUUCCGUCCGAGAGGAUUGCGAACAAAUGACCGGACGUUGCGUCUGUAAGCCCGACAUUCAGGGCCAAAAGUGUACAAUCUGCACCGAUCACAAUAAAAUACUUACGCCCACCGGGUGUUAUUCAGCCGAUACGAUACCACCGAUCCCAACAUCUUGCAAGGAACUGGAGUGCUAUUCCGGAGGACACUGUUCCGAAAUAGGUGGUCCACACUGUGUCUGUCCGUCCUCUUGUCCAACGGACAUACCGUUGGUACCGGUUUGCGGUAGCGACGGACAGACUUACGACAGCGAGUGCGAACUACGUCUGUACGCGUGUCGUCACCAGGCGGACGUGGUGACCCAGGCCUUUGGUCACUGCAGAGACGAUCCUCUCGUGAACACGGACUUUCCCGUUAAGAGAUACACUGCCGUGCAAUACACCCAACCAGCAGCCGCUAUUUCUCCAUUAUCUAAAUCUACCAGGCAUCUUUUGGUCCCAGAACCAGAUCCACGAUACUAUUACACUCAUCGAGCUCAUCAAGAAACCAUCACCAUCGACAGAGAUAACCUUAAGCAUGGAGUUGCAGCGGUAUAUCGACCAACUCCUGCGACGAUUAGGGUCGUCACUGCCCUUCUCGGUGAUCUUUGUACCGACGAUAAGGAUUGUACGAUUCCCAAUAGCGAAUGUUCCGACGGUGGUUGCAUCUGUUCCGAGGGUUACGCAGAAACAAGUGAUCGACAAGAAUGUUUCGCCAAUUACGUGCCAGUGACACCGACGGAGGAAUUUCGUGCCUGUCUCUCCUAUCCUUGCCACAUGACAUCAACGUGCAUCGACCUGCCGAGCGCAACAUUUGUCUGCAUCUGUCGGCCGAAUUAUACGGGGCUGCUGUGCGACGAAGAGAUAAACAAGAGAGAUUACGAGGUACCUUCCUUCGACGGUAAGAGCUACGUCAGAAUGAGCAGACUGAAGGCUUAUCAUAAGUUCAGCAUCGAGGUAGAAUUAAAGACCUACGCCGACAACGGAAUUAUACUUUACAAUCAACAAAAGAGCGACGGGACCGGUGAUUUCGUUUCUCUUGCCAUCGUCGAUGGACACGUACAAUUUAGAUACAAUCUUGGCAAUGGUCCGGUUAUUCUCACUUCACCAGAGAAAGUUACCAUGAAGACCUUCCAUAGAAUAGCAGCGAAAAGAUACCACAAGGAUGGAGUACUGAUCUUCAACGAUGGCGAGGAUAUCGUUGGUCAGAGCCAAGGAGUUCUCAAAUCCUUGGAUCUCAACCAGGAUACGUUCGUUGGGAAUAUGCCGAGCAAUUAUUCCAAAGUCUACGACAAUAUCGGCACCAAUCAUGGUUUUCUCGGAUGCAUAAGAAAGCUAAAGAUCAAUCGUAUCUUCGUGGAUCUGCACGUUGGACAAGACAAGGACGUUUUAGAGACUUAUCGCGUAAAGGAAUGCGGAGACAACGCGUGCGCUAAUCUUCCUUGCGAAAAUGGCGCGACGUGCCAGCCAAUCUACGAGGAGGAUCUCUGUAAUGGCCGAGAAUGUCGAAGAUUACAAAAGAGGGCCAAGUCCAGGAUUAAUAAGAAGAACGGCCAUAAGAAUGGCCAUAAGAAUGGCCAUAAAAACGGCCAUAAGAAUGGAGUAAGCAUAGUUAGAUGCAAGGGCUCGCAUUGUGCCUCGAUCGAUCAACCAAGAUCGAGGAAAAACUCGAAGAAACGUUGCGUCGGUAGCAAGUGCGAUUACGACUACGAUAUAGAUUUCGAGGCAAGUUUCGAUCGUGGAAAUUAUGCGGUAGAAAAGUACGAACCACCGGAUUACAAGUGCAUUUGCCCACCUCAAUUUACCGGCCGAAAUUGCGAGGAAUCAUUGGAUCCGUGUAUCGACGAACCCUGUCAGCACGGUGCCACUUGCGACAUAUUACCUCAGGGUGGAUACGUUUGCAAAUGUCCUCCCGGUAGGACCGGCGUACAUUGCGAAAUUCUGGAUGCCGAAUUAACGGAACUGCUAAUACCGGAAAUGUCUAGCGACGGUUUUCUCGAAUUACCAUGCUUAGAGGGAGUCGCCAAAGCUUUUUCCAUUGAGCUGUGGUUCUUAACUCGCCUCAACGACGGCCUUUUACUAUAUAACGGGCAAUUAAACAACGGUAGAGGCGAUUUUAUCAGUUUAAACUUGGUCCACGGUAGAUUAGAGUUCAGGUUCAAUCUCGGAAGUGGUAUCGCCAAUAUUACAUCGCCUGAUAUCGUUACUCUUGAUAAUUGGCAUUGCGUUAGAAUAAGCAGACUCGGAAGGGAAGGUGUUCUUCAAUUGGACGAUGGAACAGUAGCGAGAGGACUCUCUGGAAGUCCUCUCACAGAAUUAAACCUAGAAAUGCCUCUCUAUGUGGGUGGUGUCAAACAUUGGAGAGAAGUACAUCGUUUGGCGGGAGCUUGGACCGGCUUAACAGGAGCCGUACAAAGGCUGAUGGUAAACGGCAAGACUUAUCAAAAUCUUGCCGUAAACGUAACGCAACACAACACAGAGAUCUACGACGGAUUACCGUGCCCGAGCAACGAGAAUCCUUGUCACAACGGUGGCGUUUGCCUUCCCUUGUUGAAUAGCUACCUUUGCAAAUGCGCUACCGGCUACAACGGAUUGCACUGCGAGUUUUUCAUGGGAUACGACGUUUCGAGUACGGAAGAUUCCAAGAGACCGGUACGAUUCGACGGCGACAACUUUUUGCAAUUUAAACAUCGUGUUGGUAGAAGUACUAACACAACUAAUACUACCCUCGGCGAGUAUUUCGAAGAGUCCUACUCCGACUACGACUUGGAGGACGUCGGAGAGUACGAGUACGACAGUUACGAUUAUACGGAACGCAGAGGGCAACAAUCGAACAAGUUUGAAUUGCGACUGAAGACCAUUCAUUCCGAGGGUCUAAUAGCUUGGAUUGGAAGGGGAAAACUCGAACACCUUAUACUUUCUUUGCGCGGGGGUUACGUCGUUCUCUCUUACAAGAGUAAAACGGAACAGAUUACCGUGAAGAGUAGGGAAAGAGUGGACGACGGUGUUUUUCACCAUAUAAGGGCGAGUCGAAGAAGACGCGCCUCGACAAUACAAAUUGACGAGUUUGCCCCGGUUAAAAUGCCGAUGGAGAGCGGAACUUUACUUACGACCAAUGGCAAAUUAUUCAUCGGAGGUAAACCAGGCCACCGUGGUAUCAAAGGCUGCGUCACGGACUUUAUCAUCGACAAGCGUCGAUUGCAAUUAAUUAGACGAAAGAUCGACUUUUGUCACGACAACGACGUAUGA
Molecule: messenger RNA, 11509 nt
Organism: Polistes dominula (European paper wasp)
Lineage: Eukaryota; Metazoa; Arthropoda; Insecta; Hymenoptera; Vespidae
Product: agrin
Biological process (GO): cell differentiation; multicellular organism development
Cellular component (GO): extracellular region; membrane
Molecular function (GO): calcium ion binding; protein binding
Source: RefSeq, a predicted model, not a curated record